AAAACGCAUCCACUAAUGCGCUUCUCAAAUAUCCACUCUGGUUUGAGGCUCUCCAAUUCGAUUUCAACCAUCAAAGAAGCAUCAUCUUCCAGAAAAUGGCAAGAAGCUCUCCAACUUUACCGUGAAAUCAGACUCUCUGGAUCUCAAUUGCCAGACUCUUCGGUGCUCCCUUCGAUUCUCAAAGCAUGUUCCAACGUUUCUUUCAAACUUGGAACUGCUAUGCACGGAUGUCUGAUCAAACAAGGAUGCCAAUCUUCCACUUCCGUUGCUAAUUCCACUAUUGACUUGUAUAUGAAAUGGGGUGAUUUGGAUUCCGCACACCGCGCUUUUGUUUCUCUGAAGAACAAGGAUUCGGUGUCUUGGAACGUGAUGGUUCAUGGGAAUUUCUCAAAUGGGGGCGUAGUGGCAGGCUUGUGGUGGUUUAAAAUGGCCAGAUUCGCCAAUUUUCAGCCCAAUGUUGCUUCGUUGGUACUUGUAAUUCAUGCAUUUCGUGAGCGUAAAUCAUAUAGUGAAGGCUUUGCGGCUCAUGGUUAUAUAAUUCGCUCUGGUUUCUCUGCCAUUCUUUCGGUUCAAAACUCUCUGUUGAGCUUAUAUACUGAAGUUGAUUUGUUUCUUGCCCACAAACUGUUUGAUGAAAUGUCUGUGAGAAAUGAUAUUGUUUCCUGGAGUGUGAUGACAGGAGGUUUUGUGCAAAUUGGGGAAGAUGAACAUGGGCUGCUGAUGUUUCGAGAUAUGGUGACAGUGGCUGGCAUUUCACCUGAUGGGGUAACCAUUGUAAGUGUUCUAAAAGCUUGCACCAACUUGAGAGAUAUUUCACUUGGAACAAUGGUGCAUGGAUUGGUGGUUUGUAGGGGCUUGGAAGAUGAUUUAUUUGUUGGGAACUCUUUGAUAGACAUGUAUUCCAAAUGUUCUAAGGUUCAUUCUUCAUUUAAAGCUUUCAAGGCGAUGCCUGAGAAGAAUAUCGUCUCGUGGAAUUCGAUGUUGUCGGCGUAUGCUCUCAACGAGAAGCCUUUGGAAGCUGCGGCGUUGCUUAGGACAAUGGUGGAAGAAGGAGUUGAGAAAGAUGAGGUGACUUUUGUGAAUGUUCUUCAGAUAGUUAAACAGUUUCUGGAUUCGUUACAAUGCAGGUCUGUACACAGCGCGAUUAUACGGCGGGGAUAUGAAUCGAAUGAAUUGGUGAUGAACUCUGUGAUUGAUGCUUAUGCGAAAUGCAAUCUGAUUGAGCUUGCAGGCAUACUUUUUGAUGGAAUGAAGAAAAAAGAUGUAGUUACUUGGAGCACCAUGAUUGCAGGCUUUGCCUACAAUGGCGAUCCCGACAAAGCGAUAUCGAUCUUCAAGCGAAUGAAUGAAGAGGUGAAACCGAACAAGGUAUCGAUUAUGAAUCUUAUGGAGGCUUGUGCUGUCUCUGCUGAAUCGAGACAAUUGAAAUGGGCUCACGGUAUAGCUGUUAGAAGAUGUUUGGCUAGUGAAGUAGCUGUUGGGACUGCCAUUAUUGACAUGUAUUCAAAAUGUGGAGAUAUAGCAGCCUCCAUUAGAGCCUUCAACCAAAUCCCAGAAAAGAAUGUCGUCUGUUGGAGCGCUAUGAUAUCUGCCUUCGGCAUCAACGGUCUCGCGCACGAAGCGUUAAUUUUGUUCGAAAAGAUGAAACAAAACGACAUGAAGCCGAAUGCUGUGACCGCCCUGUCAGUGCUGUCUGCUUGUAGCCAUGGAGGACUAGUGGAAGAAGGGUUCUCUUUUUUCACAUCCAUGGCGAAGAAACACAAAAUUACACCUGGUUUGGAGCAUUACUCAUGCGUCGUCGACAUGUUAGCCCGAGCGGGGAAAUUCAAAGACGCAUUAGAGUUGAUUGAGAAGAUGCCUGAAGAAAUGGAAGCAGGGGCCAGCAUUUGGGGGACACUAUUGAGCUCUUGUAGGAGCUAUGGAAACAUUGUGCUUGGCUCAGGAGCGGCCUCUCGUGUUCUUGAACUCGAACCGUUGAACUCGACUGGCUACAUGCUUGCGUCGAACUUGUAUGCGAACUGCGGGCUAAUGAGUGAUUCUGCGAAGAUGAGGAGGUUGGCUAAAGAGAGAGGAGUCAAGGUUAUUGCUGGAUAUAGUUUGGUGCAUAUUAAUUCACUGAGUUUGAGAUUUGUUGCUGGAGAUGAGUUCAAUCCAAGAGCUGAUGAGAUUUAUUUAAUGGUUGAACAAUUGCACAGUGUAAUGAAGAUUGAUUAUUUGCAAGUUCUAGAUGCUCUUCUCAGCAUCUAGUACAAUGGCUAUUCAAAUGGACAUGUAUUUGAUUUGAUGUAGAGUCGGGUUUUUCUUCUCGGUCGGGAUCUCAUUUCUUGGAGCGCAAUAAAAGAAAGGAAGGCGUCCAUGUAGCUAUUGCACUUGCUCCCUCGACCUCAACUGAUCAGAGCUGACAAAGAUGCAUCAACUAGUAAGUCGAAACAUCAUAAAGGAAGGGGUCUAUGUAGCUGUUGUGCCCGCCCCUCGGCAUCCGCUGAUCAUAGCCGACAAAGAAGCACCAACUAGCAUAGCCGCCUACUUUUCUAGUUUCAUCUGUAAUUAUUCAGAACACAUAACAAACACGCAACCAAAGACUUAUCAAUAUUGGUAACAAGCUAAUUUGCCUUGGAA
Messenger RNA from Cucurbita maxima (winter squash), 2619 nucleotides. RefSeq names its product pentatricopeptide repeat-containing protein At2g17210. The record is from RefSeq and is a predicted model, not a curated record. Gene Ontology annotation, molecular function: RNA binding; protein binding. NCBI's taxonomy places the organism in Eukaryota, Viridiplantae, Streptophyta, Magnoliopsida, Cucurbitales, Cucurbitaceae. The coding region runs from base 16 to 2247 and encodes 743 amino acids. Gene Ontology annotation, biological process: RNA modification. The transcript has a single exon.